This is a messenger RNA of Toxotes jaculatrix (banded archerfish), 4693 nucleotides long. It is a transcript of the gene afg3l2, whose product is annotated as AFG3-like AAA ATPase 2. Gene Ontology annotation, cellular component: membrane; m-AAA complex. The coding region runs from base 134 to 2578 and encodes 814 amino acids. Gene Ontology annotation, biological process: mitochondrial protein processing; protein-containing complex assembly. The transcript is spliced from 17 exons. Gene Ontology annotation, molecular function: zinc ion binding; metalloendopeptidase activity; ATP hydrolysis activity. NCBI's taxonomy places the organism in Eukaryota, Metazoa, Chordata, Actinopteri, Toxotidae. The record is from RefSeq and is a predicted model, not a curated record.
GUGAAGAAGCAGGCGACGGAAAAGAUGGCGGAGCGGCGUGAUUACGGAACAGACCUCCUGAACUUGAGUUGUGUUUAAAGGCCGUUGUUGUUGUUUUUCUGCCGGUCAGUGUCGGUGUGAUACCGGGGUGAGGAUGGCCCACCGUUACCUGCGGCUGUCCGCGGGCUGCAGGAACGUGUUCCGGCUGCUGCUGCCCUCCAACGCUCCGGCAAGGCUGGCGAUGUGUUCGACCUCUGCCGGGCAGGUAAGGAGUGGACAGAGCCUGCUAAGGGAGCUGCUGGGAGUGUGCGGGACGCUGAGCUCCAGACCACCAAAAGGUUUUGAGAAAUAUUUUCCAGAUGCUCAGAAACCUGCAAAGAGCUCCGAGGCUGAAGCUGCAGCCAAAGAAGCCAAACCUGCCAACGCUCAGAGAGCUUCUGGGAGGUCAGGAGGUGGAGGAGGCGGAGGAGGCGGAGGAGGCGGAGGAGGUGGAGGAAGUGGGGGAAGUGGGGGAGGAGGGGGAGGAGGUGGAAAAAGAGGAGGUCGUAAGGAGGAGUCACACUGGUACAGCCGUCUGCAGAAGGGUGACAUUCCCUGGGACGAUAAAGAGUUUCGGAUGUACUUCCUGAGCGGAGCAGCGUUCUGGACCACCGUCACGUAUUAUUUCUUCUUCAGAGACGGAGGACAAGAGGUCACCUGGAAAGACUUUGUAAACAGCUACCUGUCCAAAGGAGUGGUGGAUCGGCUAGAAGUCGUCAACAAGCGUUACGUCAAAGUGGUUUUCUCUCCUGGGAAGACGCCAGUGGACGGGCAGUACAUCUGGUUCAACAUCGGCAGUGUGGACACGUUUGAGAGGAAUCUGGAGACGGCUCAGUACGAGCUCGGCAUUGAGGGAGAGAACAGGCUGCCGGUGGUUUAUUCCACCGAGAGCGACGGCACUUUUCUACUGAGCAUGCUCCCCACGGUGCUCAUCAUUGGCUUCCUGCUGUUCAUGCUGCGGCGGGGUCCGGCGGGGGCGGGGCGUCCCGGCCGGGGGAUGGGCGGACUCUUCAGCGUCAGCGAGACGACAGCAAAGAUCCUCAAAGAUGAGAUUGAUGUGAAGUUCAAAGACGUGGCGGGCUGUGAGGAGGCGAAGCUGGAGAUUAUGGAGUUCGUCAACUUCCUGAAGAACCCCAAACAGUACCAGGACCUGGGCGCCAAGAUCCCCAAGGGAGCCAUCUUGACGGGUCCUCCAGGAACAGGAAAAACUCUCCUGGCCAAAGCGACCGCCGGCGAGGCCAACGUGCCGUUCAUCACCGUCAACGGCUCGGAGUUCCUGGAGAUGUUUGUGGGCGUCGGCCCGGCCAGAGUGAGAGAUCUGUUCGUGAUGGCGAGGAAGAACGCUCCCUGCAUCCUCUUCAUCGACGAGAUUGAUGCCGUGGGACGAAAACGAGGACGAGGAAACUUUGGAGGACAGAGCGAGCAGGAGAACACUCUGAACCAGCUGCUGGUGGAGAUGGACGGCUUCAACACUGCGACCAAUGUUGUGGUUCUGGCAGGAACCAACAGACCAGACAUCCUGGACCCGGCUCUGAUGAGACCAGGACGCUUCGACAGGCAGAUCUACAUCGGUCCUCCAGAUAUUAAAGGUCGAGCCUCCAUCUUUAAAGUUCACCUGCGUCCUCUCAAGCUGGAGGCCAACAUGGACAAAGACUCCCUGGCCAAGAAGAUGGCCGCCCUCACACCUGGAUUCUCAGGCGCCGACAUCGCUAACGUUUGUAAUGAGGCGGCUCUGAUCGCCGCUCGCCACCUUUCAGACGCCAUCAACCAGAAACAUUUUGAACAGGCCAUCGAGAGGGUCAUCGGAGGUCUGGAGAAGAAGACUCAGGUCCUGCAGCCAGAGGAGAAGAAGACGGUGGCGUAUCAUGAAGCCGGUCACGCUGUCGCCGGAUGGUUCCUUGAGCAUGCUGACCCUCUGCUAAAGGUGUCCAUCAUCCCCAGAGGGAAGGGUCUGGGUUACGCUCAGUACCUGCCCAAAGAGCAGUACCUGUACACCAAAGAGCAGCUGUUGGACCGGAUGUGUAUGACUCUGGGAGGACGAGUCUCCGAGGAGAUCUUCUUUGGACGGAUCACCACUGGAGCUCAGGAUGACCUCCGAAAAGUCACCCAGAGCGCCUAUGCACAGAUCGUUCAGUUCGGGAUGAAUGCGAAGGUGGGCCAGGUUUCCUUCGACCUCCCCCGGCAGGGUGAGAUGGUUCUGGAGAAACCGUACAGCGAAGCUACUGCUCGUCUCAUCGACACCGAGGUCAGAACCCUUAUCAGUGAAGCGUACCAGAGAACCCGCCAACUGCUGAACGACAAGAAGGCCGAGGUGGAGAAGGUGGCUCUGCGGCUGCUGGAGAAGGAGGUUCUGGAUAAGAGUGACAUGGUGGAGUUGCUGGGAAAACGCCCAUUCGCAGAAAAGUCAACUUAUGAAGAGUUUGUGGAGGGAACAGGAGGUGAGGAGGAGGACACGACCCUGCCAGAGGGUCUGAAAGACUGGAACCAAGAGAGGAAGGACAAGGAGGAGAGCCAGGACGAGCAGGUGGCCCAUCAGAUCUCUGGAGGAAUGCCCUUCUAGAACCUUCUGAUGGAUGUCUGGGUUCUACCACCAUCGCCACAAACACUGACCCAUCGCACUUGUGUAUGAGGUCUAGAACCUCCCCUCCUCACCGACUUCCAGAAUAAACACCAAGAGCUCUACGAAUGCUCGUAGAACCUUUUCUCUGGAGUCCUGCACCAAACACCAAACCUUCACCCUAUAAAGUUCCUGAGUGUUCUGUUGGAUAUCUGGGUUCUGUGAGGUCUAGACCUCUCUCACUGACUUCCAGAAGAAACAUGAAGAACGUAAAGAGAACCUUCUCUUUGUGGCUGGUUUGUACUAGAAAGUAGAAAAGUAUGACUCAAUCUACAAUCUCAUCUGUGCUGUAGAACCCGCUCAGUGACUUUGACAACCAGCUCACACUCCAAGAACUGUCUCUCUAGAGUUCUACACUUACCUUGUUAUACCACCAGAUCGUCUUCGCAUUGUUCUAGAACCUUCGCCUUAUUGAACCACUGCGCUAAAUUUGCAUGCAGGAGACUCCACAGGAACGUUCUACAACUGUAUUAUUAGCUGUAGAAUCUUCUCUGUGUUGAGGCCAAGAGCAGUUACACCAACAACGGGUUGAGGAGCACUCAGAUUCAUACAUGUGCUUCUAACUUGUCACUGAGUUCUGGAAUCCAUCUCUCUCUCCCAGCACUUGGCCACUGACUUUUUUCUGUGCAGGGAACUCUGCACAGAACCAACAGCGGUUCUUGAAGUGUUCUUUGUUUUGAGAUCUUGCUCUUGCUUAGUUACAGCACAUAGUUCUAAAAUGUUCUCCAAAUGUAGUCUUACAGAUUACAUCUUUAACAGCAGAUCUAAUAACUAGCUCUGUUUUGGGGUUAUAGAAUAUUGUUCUGCAAAGUACUAUUCUUUGCAUAGAACGCUAGAAUCUUCUUUGUCGGAGAAGCCUUGUCCCAUUGCAAGGUUCUAGAAAAAUCAAAUCUACACAAAAUAACACAGUGUUGAAACAUGAACUCCAGCCGAGGGUUCGGUCACAGAAUGUACACAUUUCUAGAAUCCGGUUCUAAAACCUUUCUGAAUUUGUCGCUGAGCUCGAGAACAAUUAUGCACCAUGAACUUUGAAAGUGUUCUAAUGUAGAACCUUAAAACCUUUCAGAUAAGACACAACACAUGUACAUGCUUUUAAUGUUCUGCAGUCUAUAGCAACAAAUAUUUUCUUUAUUUGAUUUGGUUCUAGUUUAGAACCAACACAAGGGCCUGUUGAUAUAAUUGGUAACCUUUGCUCCAAAGCAGGGUUCUAGGUCCUUCACACUACACACAAGUGUCUAGAAAGCAAAGUAGAAAGUAAGUUCUGGAACAUUUCCCUACAAAGAACUGUUCUCUGCAUAGAACUAUAGAACCUUUCUCAGCUCUUGAAGCCUUGCUUGAUUGCAGGGUUCUACAUCAAAAAUACAUUUGAAACUUUUUGUUUAACUAUGACUAGUAGAACAUUCAAGAGUAUUUCUGUAUAUGUAGAACCCAUUUUGUAAGUUCUUGAUCUGGACUCUACAGCAGCUGGUUCCUUUCUCUGCCUGAACUGUCCGACUUUGUUCUUUGGUUCUCAGCAGAACGUUACAGUUGAUCCUUCAACAGAACAAAAAGUCAACCGUUCUCAGCCCUGAAGUUCCUGAGUGUCAACCUGUUCAUAGAACCGUGAGGUCUUAGUAGAACCACCUGCUGGUGGAAGAACACUGCAGCUGUGAGGUUCUCCUGUUUUAAAAAGCGAUGAACAACUUAUUUAAACAUCUGACUGUUUAUCAGCUUCACUUAUUUAUCAGCAGCGAUUGAUCCUGAGAACACUGAUCAGGUUCUCUUUGAUUAUCGAAAUGAGCUGAAUGAUAUGAAUGUUCUGGAAGAUCUGCUGACUCUGUGGUUCCCUCAGAGAGAACAUCGUUCAUCAUCAUCAGACUUCAGUUCUGUGCUGAUCACAUAUUGAUUAGUUAUUGAUCAGUUAUUGUUACCGUGCUGAAUAGUGUGUGCAGCUCCUGCAAACAUGCAGCUGACUGUAAAAUGAUGUGAAAUAAUUAUAAUAAUUAUAAUAUGUGUAAAUGUGUGUGUCAUGAUUCAGACGUUUUAAUAAAGUCAGAAAAUGUCAGUCAGCAACUUCAA